Messenger RNA from Candoia aspera, 760 nucleotides. It is a transcript of the gene BUD31, whose product is annotated as BUD31 homolog. Gene Ontology annotation, biological process: mRNA splicing, via spliceosome. The transcript has 5 exons. Bases 107 to 541 code for a protein of 144 amino acids. The record is from RefSeq and is a predicted model, not a curated record. Gene Ontology annotation, cellular component: nucleus; spliceosomal complex. NCBI's taxonomy places the organism in Eukaryota, Metazoa, Chordata, Lepidosauria, Squamata, Candoiidae.
AUGCUGGUGACGUCACUGCUGGGCGACGAGAGCCCCGGAGAGGCGGAAGAGCGCCGUGCAGGAGAGCAGCAGCGACCCGCGAGCAUUCUUUUUCCUUGUCGAAGAGAUGCCCAAGGUGAAGAGGAGCAGAAAGCCGCCUCCAGAUGGCUGGGAAUUGAUUGAACCAACCUUAGAUGAACUGGAUCAAAAAAUGAGAGAAGCUGAGACCGAGCCACACGAAGGGAAAAGAAAGGUAGAAUCUCUUUGGCCCAUCUUCAGAAUUCAUCAUCAGAAAACACGCUAUAUUUUUGAUCUCUUCUACAAAAGGAAAGCCAUUAGUAGAGAGUUGUAUGAAUAUUGUAUCAGAGAAGGUUAUGCAGACAAAAACUUGAUUGCCAAGUGGAAGAAACAAGGGUAUGAAAACCUCUGCUGCUUACGCUGCAUCCAGACCCGCGAUACCAAUUUUGGAACCAACUGCAUCUGUAGAGUGCCCAAAAGUAAACUGGAAGUGGGGAGAAUAAUCGAGUGUACUCACUGUGGCUGCAGAGGCUGCUCUGGAUGAAGCAUUCUUCAAAAGCAAUCCUGACUGUUUCAGAGGUUCUAAGUGACUGUUAUCAUCAAGGACUGCUCAUAAGAACUGUUUUUUUCAUAACAAACUGGCUGUGAGAUCGUCCCCUUUGCAUCCCAAAAUAGAGUAACUGAAUGUGUAAAUGCAGUAGUGUUUUGAUGUCCUGUGUAGUCAUUGUAUUUUAAAAUAAAGUCUUGCCUACUUCUCCCAAAA